GGCAAGUGAUCCGCACUCAGGAAUCUGCAGAGAAGAAUAGAUCGUUCAUUACCAGCUUACGUGCAAACAUCAAAAAUUCACACCUUACUUAACCCGAGGCACUUUUCUGUGGAGAUCCCUGGAGAAUUCAUAUCCGAGGGAUUGAUCAACCUCAACGCACGGCAUUGCGGGCGCGGCUUCCAGCGGAUGUAAUGGAAGCAUCAAGUUAGGAUCACACAAUACGGCCCUCCGCACGUUUCCGUGGCCACCAAAAUGCCCGACAAGCAGCUCACCAUUGCCACAUACGCUGCUGGUGCCUCCCUGGCGGCCAUUACUUUAGUAUACGUCUUCGGGCCUACAUUCUUCAUCGAUGGCGAUUCAGCAAGUUCGGCCAGCUCGCGGAAGAAGGGCGUGGUUGGACUUUCGAACCCUGCGAACGAUUGCUUCAUAAACUCGGUGUUACAGGCGUUGGCGGGUUUGGGUGAUUUGCGGCUCUAUCUCAUUCGAGAGACGCAUAGGAGGAAGUUGGAUGGCCCUGAGGUGUAUGCUAAGGCUGUGGCAGAUCCGGCGCGGCAGGGUCUCCCAGCAUGGAAGAUUGAAGGGGAGCAAGAAGGAAUUGUGACACACGGACUCAAAGAAAUUUUGGAUGCGCUGAAUGAGAGGCCAUUAUACAAGAAGACUAUAUCCGCGGUGGGAUUCGUAUCCUGUUUAGAGCAGGCAUUCAAGCAAAGGAUCAGCCGCCAGCAACAAGAUGCCCAGGAGUUCCUUCAGAUCGUAGCUGAACGGCUCUGUGAGGAGUAUCAUGCUGGACAUAGAGCGAGGAACCACGCGAGAAGAAGGGUUCGUAAUGGUUCUGCUAUUGAUUCUUCUUCAGACGAGAGGUCUGUGAACGAGAAGUUACAGCCGUUGGUUUUGGAGAACGGCGAGGCGUCUCAACGGAACUCUAGUAUCGAGAAACCAGAGCCAACGAGACGUGAAGCCACGGUCUCCGUUAAGACGAAGGAACAGCAAGACAAGACGGAUGCGAAAUACGACGAUGAGGAGGGCUUCCCUUUAGAAGGGGGAUGCGAGUCAUAUAUCGAAUGCUUGACGUGUGGAUUCAAGCCAACGCCUACCAAAAGCACAUUCUGCACCCUGACUCUGAGCGUCCCACAAGUUAGUUCUGCAAGUCUUAGUUCAUGCUUUGACCAAAUGUUCAAGACGGAAUAUAUCGAGGACUUCAAGUGCGAAAAGUGUCGCCUAGUACAUGCUCUGAAUUCUCUUCAACAAGACAUAGCCGGUUCAACUUCGGAGAAGUUCAAGGAGAAUUCCAGGAAAGCUAUUGAGAAGCUUCAAGUUGCAAUAGAGACAAAUCCGGAAGGAGAACUCCAGGAAGUUGCGCUGCCGGACACGAAAUUUGCCCCAAAGAGGAAGAUCGCAAAGCACGUUCGCAUCACGAAAUUCCCUAAGAUUAUGGCAAUCCAUCUAUCGAGAUCAAUUUUUGAGGACAGAUCAACAAUGAAAAAUUCGGCCAAAGUUUCAUUUCCUGAACGUCUCCCCCUUGGAGGUCUCCUAGAUCAAAGGACGUAUAAGCUAUUGAGCGUCGUCUGCCAUAAAGGAAGUCACCAUUCGGGGCAUUAUGAAUCCUUCCGAAGGCAGAAUUUAUACCCUCCAUUUUCUACUCCAAACACGUUCCAAGCCUCCGGUGUCUACAGUAAGCCUCCAACUCCAAAUCUCUCCCAAACAUCAACACCCCGAAUCACACCUCAACAAAAACUCGAUGAUGCAAAUGCAGAUCCGAGCGCUCUCUCCUCAACUCCAGAAUUUCUGUCCCCAACAUCAGCAGAGUCAACUGCGUCGCUGCCGUUCACCAAUGGCAGAUCUUCAGGGGAAUCAUUACGAAAUGGCAAUGGGCGUCCUCUUUCAACAACAGCAUCCACAUCUGGAUCUAGUUCAAUAACUACCAAAGCUGCUGGGGAAACAUCCGCACGCCGGGACCCAGAAACCGCCUCUGUUCGAUCUGUGGCCCGCUCCGCACGGGAGUCACUUUCUUCAAGAAUUUCUACACCACGUCUGCGUCCAACGCCUGACACAGCGUCCCCAGUAUCCCAAGCCGGGAUCUCGCCAAACAGUGCUACAAAAACAAGAGAAAGCGUGUCUCGGACAUCAGUGAGCGAUGUUGUGCGCGGCAAACGGAAAAAGAACUCGAGCAACCGAUGGUGGAGGAUUAGUGAUGAUAAAAUCAAAGAGAGUAAGACGAGCGAUGUGCUGAGCAUGCAGAGAGAGGUUUACCUACUCUUUUACGAAUUAGAAAGGGGUGACGAAGAUUGAUAAAUAUUUUGCAAAUAGGCUAGAAUAUCGGGAAGGGGAGCGGGCGUACAUAGACCUACCUGUACGAGUCUUUACCUGUACGAGUCUUUGUACAUAUAAGGCGAGCAACGUGGUUGGCUAGAAGAUGGCUAUCCAUGUUAUCGAUAUACUGGGGUAAACCUACCUACCUCAUCUGUGGAUUUCCCCCACCUACAGUACAGCAGAUCCUGGGGUUUCAACAGGAGUGAGUUUUAGGCAAAUGAAGUAUGGGACAUCAACUGGUCUGCGGCGUAUCCAGGACUGUACAAGUAGAUUCGGCACUUUCAGUGUUAGCUAGAUAGCUG
This is a messenger RNA of Amorphotheca resinae ATCC 22711, 2612 nucleotides long. RefSeq lists its product as hypothetical. Gene Ontology annotation, biological process: protein deubiquitination. The coding region runs from base 253 to 2289 and encodes 678 amino acids. Gene Ontology annotation, cellular component: nucleus; cytosol. Gene Ontology annotation, molecular function: cysteine-type endopeptidase activity; cysteine-type deubiquitinase activity. The record is from RefSeq and is a predicted model, not a curated record. The transcript has a single exon. NCBI's taxonomy places the organism in Eukaryota, Fungi, Ascomycota, Leotiomycetes, Helotiales, Amorphothecaceae.